Poecilia latipinna (sailfin molly) is the source of this 2948-nucleotide messenger RNA. RefSeq names its product CD164 molecule, sialomucin (gene cd164). The coding region runs from base 225 to 737 and encodes 170 amino acids. NCBI's taxonomy places the organism in Eukaryota, Metazoa, Chordata, Actinopteri, Cyprinodontiformes, Poeciliidae. Gene Ontology annotation, cellular component: cytoplasmic vesicle. The record is from RefSeq and is a predicted model, not a curated record. The transcript is spliced from 6 exons.
UUUCCUGCCCACUUGCUUGAUUUUUCUCACCCCUCCCAUAAGAAGCGCCACAUGACCUGCCGAGUAGGAAGUGUCGAGCUAGCGGACAUCAACAGCAGUAGAAGCAGCACUCCUCGGAAGAGACGAGAAGGGAGCCGCGAAAUUCCGAUUUCACAUUCUCGACGUUUCCGUGAAGAUAACCUGCCUCUGUGUGAACCAGACCGAGCUGUAAAUCGGCCGCAGUCAUGUACGUAAAGGUGGUGUUUUUCGCCGCAGCUCUGGCGAUGAUUGGCGCCGCAGCCGCUGAAGAUGGCUGUACCUCUUUGACAUGUGAAGUGUGUGUCAAAAGCCCACAAUGCGCGUGGGCCAACUGCACAACUUCUCCAGUGAAUGCUUCCUGUGUCGACGCUAUCCUGGUGGCUAACAACACCUGCAGCAACGCAACCUGUUCAAUUCCUUCUCCUACAACCUCGGCUGCACCUACUUCCAAACAUUCAUCUGUUGCCCCCACCACCCAUACGACAGUGAAUUCAACGACGGUAACCGUGACGCCGACUCACCGUGGCAACAGCUCCACCACUACAACUCCAGCCUCCACCUUGGCACCGAAUACCACAACGGUGGCCCCUCACAAGAACUCGACGUUUGAUGCCGCGAGCUUCAUCGGUGGAAUAGUGCUCGUCCUGGGCCUUCAGGCCGUCAUCUUCUUCCUCUACAAGUUCUGCAAAUCCAAAGAACGUAACUACCACACCCUCUGAAGCGGCUGCACUUUAGGAUCCAAGCCGUCCUCGCCGAUUUCGAUCCCUCAGCACACAUUCGUAAGGGGUGGACUCAAACAGCGUUUCCAUACAGUUUUUCUUUUUUUUUUUGUCCUGUUUCUUUUUCUUUAAAUGUUUAGACCUGCAUGACUGAACGAGUUAUUUCAUUUCAAAGUGAAUCUCCUCCAACAUGCAUUUAGGUCUCAAGCAUGUAGAUUACAUAAGCAAGCAGCUACCCCCACCUCCAUCGUGCCAUUAGUCAUCCUGCAUAGAGCGUUUUCCAGCGAAUUGAGUGGGCUUGAGUUAUUUACAGCCCCUCUUCUUAUGCCUUCCCCAAUUAAAUGCACCACAUGAGAGAAAAACAAUUAGCCAUGUAUACGGAGUAGCUUUUUCCUGCUGAGGCUUGAAUAUCUAUAUUAUAAUUUUAUUAUUAUUAUUUUUUUUUUUACCUGAUUUGGAAACACUGUUUGAGCUCGUGUUAAAUGUGGCAACAGAUGAUUAAGGAUUGCUUUUAGCUUGUGAAAUGUUUUUCUCCCUCCACACAUCUGAUCCAUCAGGGGAAAAAAAAAAAGUGACAAUUAAUCAUCUGACGUCAAACAGGAGGAAAAUAAGUCUUAUUUAAGUGUGGAGUGUUUCUGCUGUUCGGUUCCCACCCCCCACCCCACCUUUUGGAAACCUCUCUCCCAGUACAAGAUGUUUAAAAAUGUCAAACGCCAACUGCCAGAAGAGCAGCCCGCCGCAAUAAAUAAUGUAUAGAGCUAAUUUCAGAACCACGAAUCUCCCGUAUCUUUUCCUUUUCUGAUCGUUAAACCCCCGCAGGUGACUCGUCCUUGUCGUUUGCUUUGGUGUUUAAACCGGGUCAAAGUGAAUUAUUUUAGAAUAUUUUCAAAUUAUUUAGUUUUACUGUGCAGAAGAGGAUGAGGUGUGGCGCGCGCCUUUCUUGAUGUGGACAGUGAAGUGCCUUUGAUGUCCAGUGUGAGUGAAAGCAAGUAAAGGGUUUAUAUAUAUAUAUAUAUAUAUAUUUUUUUUUUGUUUUCUCUUUUUAUUUCCAUAUUGUGAGAAGUAACAGUAUCGCUGCGCUGAUAUUGCUUAGAGCUGUAAUGUCCCAGCUGGACUGAAGAGCCUUUUGUUGUUGAAGAAAACAGGAUUUAUUUCUUUUUUUGUCCUUGAAGGGCCGCCGUUUGGUUCGUAGGUGCGGCAGAAAGACCAAAUGCGGCAGGACGACUGCAAGAUCACGCUACUACAGACUUUUGGAGUGAAUAAUUUAAACAGAGUUUCCUUCCACUUUGCUACAUCAUGGUUCAAAUCCGAGUGAGCUGGCAGGAAAAUAUUUUGAUAUAGGCGAACGAGCAUGAUGGUGUACUUUAUACAAAAAGAUUGUGAAAAUAUUGGACUUUAUCUUUCAAGAUGAGUGUCUAGAAGAGACAAAAAAAUGUAGACCUGGUUAAGGAUUUCACUUCUAUUUAAUUGAUUUGUAGUGUAAAGUUCAGAAUAUCAGCCGAGAGGCCGUGUUGGAGCCUAGUCUUCUUACUAGCUAGCUGCUAACUUCUUUUUUUUUUCCCUUUGGAUUUCUCAGCUUUUGUCCAACCUGUAAAUAUCCACGUCCUGUUUCUGUCCUGCUGAAAGAGAAGCAAAAUGUUGGUCGGAGCGUUUAGCUUUGCGGUGGCUCUACUAAUUUUGUAUAAAUGGCUUUCUUCCCCCCGGUUAAUGCAUGCUGGAUGCUGUUCUCAUUGCAUAUGCAACUAGUACCUUAGACGCAUUCAGAAACCACUUGAUUAUUUGUGAUGAGUCCAUAUGCUAAUGGAAGGAUGCCUUGAAACCGUGUACAUGAAGCCAAAGCCCUCAGUUUUUGGCAUGUUUUGUAACCCUUUUGUUUUUUUUCCCCUCCCUUUUCUUUUUUGGUAAAUGGUUUCAGGUUUAGCUCACAAAUAAAAUCAGAGGCUUGUUUGAAAUAUUUCCGAUUAUGACCACACAGCAGUUAAUGAAUGCAGAUGUUUGUUUUAUGCUUGUAUAUUUUGAGGUUGCAUGGCCUCUCCUUUGCUUUAACGUCACGAGCCGGCAACGUUCCCAGCGCUGCUGCGCCGCUUCGGUCUCCCUCUCUGCUGCAUGUCGAGUCCAUUUGCACAAACGAAGAGAGAUAUUUUCGAGUGCCGCUGAGCACGUUCCACUUUCUGCGAACGGCACGUCGACGUCCCGACGUGCCCGAGUCUC